AUGAUUGAUGAUUUAGAACAAACUUUGUAUAAUGACUUAAAAUAAGCAGGUGUAAUGUGUACCAUAAAUUAGGUUCUUCUAGAAUCUCAGAUUCAUUUAGACCUUAAUUAAUUCACUUAGAUUUAUAAGACAUACCUUUUAAAGAGAACUCUGAAUCUGAUUCUGUACCAUAAGUAAAUUCUGUACAGAAUCUCCGUUUUAAAGAUAUCAGUAUUUCAAAGAGUAAAAAUAAGGAUAUGUGUUCAUUGAGGAGUUUUCAAUGUUAAAAUAAUUUAUAAGAUAAGAAUGAUCGGCAAAGACAUCCAAGAAAUAGUGGGAUAACUAAAAUGUUGGCAAUUAAUAAUCUGGUGAAAUAAUUUAUAGAGAGAUUAAAAAAGAAGGCAUACAUAUUUCCUAGUAAUCUUGGAGAAAAAAUAAGAGAAAAUUUAAGAGAGGUUAUGCACAAAAAAAAGAAUUGGAAAAGAAUAAAAUAAAUACAAAUUUCUGAUGAUGGAGUUAAAAAUUAGAUUUUUAGAAAGCUUCCUGUUUUUAAUCCUGCAAGUAAAGUGAUGUUAAUAUGGGAAUUUUUUAGAGCUAUUUAAUUAACAAUAUUAUUGUGGUGGUUGCCAUUUAAAAUUGCCUUUAAUCCAUCUUCAAGUAGAAAUAUUGAUGCCUUUGAGAGUGCUUUAACAUACAUAUUUGCAGCAGAUUUAGUAAUAAAGUUUAAUAGAGGUAUUUUUGAUUAAGGUAAAUUGAUAAAAAAUAGAAUUAGCAUUUUGAAACAUUAUGUUUAAAAUGAAAUGCAUGAGGAUAUAAUAUAUUUUAUUACUUUAAUAUUUGUAAUAAGUGAUAUAGGAAUAAGAGCUAGUGGAUUUUAAGAAGUAAUAGUAUUAGUAUAAUUUGGUUUGAAUUUUAUAAAAUUGAAGAAAUACUUAACUAAAUAUGAAGAAACUUUUGUUGAAUCUUCAAUUUUAACAGAAAUAGUAAAGUUAAUAUAAUUGAUAAUAAUUACAUUUUACUUUGCCCAUUUUAUGGCAUGUAUUUGGUAUUAUGUAGGAAUCAAAAGUAUAGAAGUGAAUGAAAUAUCUUGGACUCAAGAUCCAAAGUUUGAUAAUGCUGGUAUUUUAUAGAUGUAUGUUUAUUCAUUUUAUUGGGCAACAACUACUAUGGUAACAGUAGGAUAUGGAGAUAUAUCAGGUAAAAAUAUAUAUGAAGUAUUAUGUGCAAUUGUGCUCAUGAUAUUUUCAAGUGGAAUCUUUGCAUUCUCAAUGAAUCAAAUAGGUUCAAUAUUUACUAAUAUGGAUGCAUAGAAAUAACAAUAUAAGAGAACUUUAUUGCUUAUUAAUCAAUACAUGAAUAAUAAUUAAGUUGCAGAAUAACUUCAAGGUAGAAUUAGAAAUUAUUUAAAGUAUCAUUAUCAUAAAUAAGAAAAACUUUACAAAAAUGAGAUAAGUGGUAUUAUUGAUAAAUUACCAACUACAUUAAGAUCAGAAUUAAUUUAAGAUGUAUAAUUUAGAGUUAUGCAAUGUAUACCUUUUUUUAAUAAAAAUUUUUCAGAAGAAAUUCUACCUUAAAUUGCUUGUGAAUUAAAUCUUUAAUCAUAUACACCUAGAGAAAUAAUCUAUUAAUAAAAGUAAAUAGAUGAGUGUAAUAUCUUUAUUGUAUGGAAAGGAGAAGUGAAUUUAAUUGAUGAUAAUUCAGGUAAAGUACUUAAAACAUUUACUACUGGUUAGUGUUUUGGAGAAUUAGAAUUUUUGACUAAUUAAAAGAGAUUAGGUACUGCAAUUAGUUGUGAUUUCAGUCAAAUUUAUUAUAUAUCUAGGAAUUAAUUUCUGAAAAUACUUAAUUCUUAUAAUAAUGAUUUUUAAAAAUUUCAUUUGUUGAAGGAUUAAAUUUUAUUUCAUUAUAAUUCUUCUGCUAUUGAAUGUUAUUGUUGCCAAGAAUCCCAUUCUAUUUGGAAAUGUCCUUAUAUUCACUAUAAACCUGAUUUAGAAAGAGUAAUCAAAAAGAGUUUCUUUUAUGAUUCUUCAUAAGAACGUUCCUAAUUUAAAAGGAGAACUAUUCGUUAAGCUGUUUAUUAUUAAGAAAGCUUACUUUAAAGUUCUAAACAUAUUAAAACAUCAAAUGAUUUAGAUAAUGUUACUGCAGGAGAUAUUCAAUAAAUAGGAUCAAUAAAUGAAUCAAAUGAAUCAGCUGAGGAAAGUAUUAGACAUGAAAAAAAGAGUGAUUAGAUUUUAACUUUAUCUUAUGGUUUACCUAGUGAAAAUAGGAGAAUAAGUUAAAGGACAAAAUUUGUUCCUGCAUCUCCUCUUAUAACAGAAUCUCCAUUAAAAAAACCAACUGAUAUGCUUCGAUAUGGUUAAAAACAAAGAAAAAGUCUAUUCUUUGCCGAAUAAAGUGUUUUUACUGCUUUAUAAUCUAAGCGUCAUGAAUCAGUAUCAAAAACUACAUCAUUAGGUUAAUAAUAAAAUUUAAUAAAACAAUCAUCUAAUUAUGAAAAUGAUAGUAAUCCUGAACCAUUAAAUAUAAUAGAAGGAUUAGAUAAAAUGAUAAUUUAUUCUCAUUAUUUUCCUGAUAAUAAUUUUGAUAAGAUAAUUGAAUCUAUUUUGAAAUACUUAAAAAAAUAUAGAUUAACAAGAGCUUAUAUGAUUCCAAGUAAAUAUUCUUUUGUAAGACUAUAAAAAUAUGAUAAAAUGAAAUCUUAAGGGAAAAAAUCACUUGGUAUAAAAUAACAUGAUUUUAUGUGGUGA
Molecule: messenger RNA, 2729 nt
Organism: Paramecium pentaurelia
Lineage: Eukaryota; Ciliophora; Oligohymenophorea; Peniculida; Parameciidae
Source: the annotation of a GenBank genome assembly